GUGUGUGUGUGAGAGAGAGAGAGAGAGAGAGAGAGAGACUUCCUCAUUGUUUUCGAGGCUGAUGGGUGUUCCACGUCGGACUGUACACAAACGCACGAGCUCAUACGGCUCCAUGCUUUGGUGAUCAGCGCGUGCAAAUGGAGCGCACUAACUUACAGAAAGCCAUAGCGAUCGCCACCAAAGCCUCUGAGGACGACGAGGCGGGGAAUUUCGAGGAGGCCAUCAAGUCCUACCAGCAUGCUGUGAAGAUUUUUCUCCACGUCGUAAAGCGUGAGCCUCAAGGGAAAGACGGGAACCAGAAGAUCCGAGAGAAGUGCUCUCAGUACCUGGACCGUGCCGAGAAGCUGCAGGAAUAUCUGGACGAGAAACAGAAAGCUAUAGAUCUGGCCAGUAAGGCGGCACAGGAGGACAAGGCGCAGAAUUACGAGGAGGCGCUGAGGCUGUACCAGCACGCCGUUCAGUACUUCCUACACGUCAUCAAAUAUGAAGCUCAGGGGGAAAAAGCCAAACAGAGCAUCAGAGCCAAAUGUGCGGAGUAUCUGGACCGGGCGGAGAAACUGAAGGAGUAUCUAAAGAAGAAGGAGAACGCUCCGGCGAAACCCGUCAAGGAGUCACAGUCUGAUGAAAAAGGAAACGACAGCGAUGAAGGAGAAAAUCCAGAGAAGAAGAAAUUCCAGAACCAACUCUCAGGAGCCAUCGUCAUGGAGAAACCGAAUAUCCAGUGGAACGAUGUCGCCGGACUGGAAGGAGCCAAAGAGGCCCUGAAGGAAGCGGUCAUUCUGCCCAUUAAAUUCCCUCACCUCUUCACAGGUAAACGCACUCCAUGGAGAGGGAUCCUGCUGUUCGGUCCUCCUGGAACAGGAAAGUCCUACCUGGCCAAGGCCGUGGCCACCGAGGCCAACAACUCCACCUUCUUCUCCAUCUCCUCCUCAGACCUGGUGUCCAAGUGGCUGGGAGAAAGUGAGAAGCUAGUGAAGAAUCUGUUCGAACUGGCCAGAGAACACAGUCCGUCCAUCAUCUUCAUCGACGAGAUCGACUCCCUGUGCGGCUCCAGGAGCGAGAACGAGAGCGAGGCGGCUCGCAGGAUCAAGACCGAGUUCCUGGUGCAGAUGCAGGGUGUUGGAAACGACAACAAAGGAAUCCUGGUCCUUGGCGCAACCAACAUCCCAUGGACACUCGACUCCGCCAUCAGGAGACGAUUUGAGAAGCGUAUCUACAUCCCCCUGCCAGAGGAACACGCCCGUUCCUUCAUGUUUAAGCUCCACCUGGGCACCACGCCCAACAGCCUGACCGACGCCGACUUCAUCACUCUGGGCAAGAAGACCGAGGGCUACUCGGGCGCUGACAUCAGCAUCAUCGUCCGCGACGCUCUCAUGCAGCCUGUCAGGAAAGUGCAAUCUGCUACACACUUUAAACGGGUACGAGGGCCGUCCCGAGACAAUCCCGGCGUGAUCAUGGAUGACCUCCUGACCCCGUGCUCUCCUGGGGAUCCUCAGGCCGUGGAGAUGUCGUGGAUGGAGGUUCCUGGAGAUAAACUCCUGGAGCCUGUGGUUAGCAUGGCGGACAUGUUGAGAUCGCUGGCCAACACGAAGCCCACGGUGAAUGAGCAGGAUCUGGAGAAGCUGAAGAAAUUCACAGAGGAUUUCGGCCAGGAGGGUUGAGGAAGGAACCCGAAGCAGCAGAGUCCAGGAUUUGUAAAGUCUUCUCCUCGUCGUCUUUUCCACUUUUUUUUUCCCCCUCUCUGUUCUUCCUGGACUUCCUGUUGGACUGGCGAAUGGAAGGACAGAUCAGUUAAAGGCCAGUCUGGCGCCUACAUUGGGACCCGAUUUACCUUUAUGCCAUUGGUUUUCUAACAUUUAGUUGGUUUUUUUUAAAAGCGUUCCCGGUUUAUUUGGAUCCACUACAUAAAGAAAAAAGAAAGAAAAGAUUUUCUGUCGCACUAAUUUUGCUGAUGGUCAGAAAAAUCCCCAUCAUGAUAAUCUACAAACUUUAUUAUCAUCACCUGACUGCACGCUUCCAUGCACUUAGGACACUAUCUAUCCAGCGCAGAGGCAGUGAGGAGGUUCUGCAUGCUGAAUAUCACCACAUGCCUCAGUCUCAGGAGGGCUGUGUUCCAAUUCGCACAUGACGACGCUUUAAAUCUGUCCAUAGAGCUUCUCUUAUAGAGUCACGCCAUGUCGAAAACUUCCCUUAAAUAUCCCGUCUCUUCCGGAACAUUUCGGAUCACUCUGUCCCGACGAUUUGACCUUCGGCCUCCGAUUUAACGCGCCCUGAGUCGACUUCCCCUCACGACUCAGGAGAUCGCUAGUGCUAGCUUCAUUAUAGCCUUCGUUUCCAUGGUGAUUUCUGCAGGCUACCACAAGCAAGAACGAUGAAGUCCUGUGUGGACUAACUCACUAGCCACGUCGUCCAGCUAGCACACUCGUUUGUUAGCCGGGUUUGAAAGUCAUCGAUCGUGUUAGCACUUUAGCUAGCUGCUUCGUCCGCCAUCGUCACCGGAGUGGACAAUAAGAGGAGAAGUCGACUCGGGCUCUGAUGGGUGUCAUGGUCACAUGAUGGUGAUUUCAGCUCAAGUUAUAUAAAUGUUUUGUGUUCUAAUUACAGCAUUGGGAAUCUUUAAGUAGCAAAUAUCAGAAAUAUAUAUAUUAGAAAUUGAGAUUUCUUUCCAGUUCUUUUCGGUCAACGGUUAUGGGAUGUGACCAAAGUCAUGUCACGCAAAUCCAAUCUUUAUUUAAUUUUUUUUUUGACCAUCUUGCUGCAUCAAACUUGUGCCUUCAAUACAGUCUUUACAGUCAGUACUUUAAAAAAAAAAAAAAAAAAAAAAAUGAACCAAAAUUUUUGUUUGUCUGUCUCAUAAAACUCAAUAAAACAUUUAUGCACGGCAAAAACCAGAGACAGAUUUGCACAUCACUUCGUUCUCCUUCCCUCUUUAGUCGUCUGACUCUACACAGCUACACUCCUCUACACUCACGGUGUUGGGUUUACUAUAUAGCGAGCUUUACAUUUUAUCCUUCAUAGCCCCUUGUUGUUGUUUUUUGUUUCGGAGCUCUUUAAGAGGGUUUGGUGUUGCUCAUGUACUUCUUUUAUCAUACACGUGUAAAUAAAAGAUGAGAUUGAAAAGGAA
Hemibagrus wyckioides is the source of this 3124-nucleotide messenger RNA. It is a transcript of the gene vps4b, whose product is annotated as vacuolar protein sorting 4 homolog B. Lineage: Eukaryota; Metazoa; Chordata; Actinopteri; Siluriformes; Bagridae. The coding region runs from base 138 to 1661 and encodes 507 amino acids. The record is from RefSeq and is a predicted model, not a curated record. Gene Ontology annotation, biological process: endosomal transport; vacuole organization. Gene Ontology annotation, molecular function: ATP hydrolysis activity; ATP binding. The transcript has 13 exons.